Protobothrops mucrosquamatus (brown spotted pit viper) is the source of this 642-nucleotide messenger RNA. RefSeq names its product coiled-coil domain-containing protein 170-like. The annotation marks the transcript as partial. The record is from RefSeq and is a predicted model, not a curated record. Lineage: Eukaryota; Metazoa; Chordata; Lepidosauria; Squamata; Viperidae. The transcript is spliced from 3 exons.
GACCUAAGCAACAUUGCAGGAGCUAAGCAGAAUCUUGAGGAGGAGAUCAGAAGCCUCCAAGACAGACUGGCAGCCAGCCAACGGGCUUGGGAAGAAUUGAGCCAACUAAAGGUCCAUAGCAAGGAAAAAGAAUCGGAACUGAGAACUUGUCUAGAGCAGGCCAGGGAACAAAAAAAGCUGCACAAUGAAUUCAAAGACAAAAUGGGGACUUUACUAGGAUGUAAUCCCAUGGUGGCGACUCCAUCCAAGGAAGACAUUGUGGAAAAAAUCCGAGAGUUGUGCCACAGAGAGGAGAACAAAAAAAGAAUGGUAUCCCAGCUUGAAGCCCAAAUAAGCAAACUUACUGAGACGCUGGAGACUCAGACAAUGUUGCACCAGGAGGUGUUGCAAAGAGCCAAAAAAUCAGAAAAUAAAUCAGAAAUGCUUCAUGAUCAGUUGAUGCGUCUAGAAGGAGAGCUGGUGUCUGGAGAUGUGAUGCGAGAUGCUUGGAAACAUGAGAAACAACAAGUAAUAUCUUAUGUUUAUAGGAAGGAUAUCAAGUAUGGUCAGGAUGGUGAUUUGAACAUAAAACGUGUACAUAUGCAUUCAGGGUUCUUUGACUAUAUCAUACAGUACUACAAAACUGAAGUCUUAGGCAGUAUG